Molecule: messenger RNA, 954 nt
Organism: Metarhizium brunneum ARSEF 3297
Lineage: Eukaryota; Fungi; Ascomycota; Sordariomycetes; Hypocreales; Clavicipitaceae
Gene: ubxn-1
Product: UBX domain-containing protein 1
Biological process (GO): negative regulation of proteasomal ubiquitin-dependent protein catabolic process; negative regulation of protein ubiquitination; negative regulation of protein K48-linked deubiquitination
Cellular component (GO): cytoplasm; nucleus
Molecular function (GO): K48-linked polyubiquitin modification-dependent protein binding
Source: RefSeq, a predicted model, not a curated record
AUGCCGUCAGACCUAGAGGCCCUCACUGAGAUGGGCUUUGACAAGACCCGGGCUGAAAUUGCAAUCAAAAAGAGCGGUGGCCUUCAGGGAGCUCUACAAUGGCUAGAGGAUAACCAGGACAAGUCUCUGGACGAAAUCCAAACCGAGGAGGCCAGUAAAGGGGGCGAGGAGGAUGAGGAGGAUGCCGAAACCAAGGCCAAGAUUGCCGAGCUAGAGACGGGCCAAGCUCGCUCGCUCGUUUGCAAUGAGUGCGGCAAGAAGUUCCGAAAUCACGAUUUAGCGACAUUCCACGCUACCAAGACAGACCAUACCGACUUUUCAGAGUCCACCGAGGAAAUCGCCCCCUUGACAGAGGACGAGAAGAAGGCUAAGCUCGAGGAGCUUCGCGAACGCCUCAAAUCUAAACGGGCAGUUCAAUCCGUUCAGGAUAAAGAAGACGCCAAGCGCAAUGAGAAAAUUCGACAAAAGUCUACCAAAGAAAGCCAGGAUCUUAAAGAGGAGAUAGCGCGCAAGGAACAGAUCAAAGAGGCAGCCCGCAAGCGCCAAGAAAAGCAAGACGACAUGGAAGCCAAGAAGCGCAUCAAGGCCAAGAUUGAAGCCGACAAGGCUGAGAGACGCCGCAAAGCUGAAGAGGCCAAGGCCGCAAGAGAGGGAAGAGCUCCCGAGGCUCCUGCCAGUGCUCCCGCACCUGCGGCCGCAGCGCCGCCAAAGCCAAAGGCCGACCACAACACGGCCAGGCUGAGAUUGCAAACGCCCAGUGGGAAUCUGAUGAAGACCCUGCCGGCCGAGACGACGCUGUUCGAGUUGGCUCAGUUGGUGCAGGGGGAGACGGGACUGGCCGUCACGAGCUUCUCUACCACAUUUCCCAAGCAGACGUUCACAGGAGAUUUGGACAUGUCCAAGACAUUGAAGGAGGCUGGGCUUGUGCCAUCCUCGGUGCUGAUUGUGCAAUAA